UUUAAGCUUGGUUUGUUCUUCCGGGAGAGGUGAAUCGACGGCAUCUGAGCAGGCUUUUGAAUCCAAGAGCUUGAGGGUGAACAUAUACGUUGGCGCGUGAACGGCCGCACGUGGCCCAUUUUGGGGUCGUGAGAGCAUUGAAGAUUUGAUUUUAGAAAUGGAAGGCGGGCUUUCUGGAUCGUUGCAUGCAGAAGAUGGGCACUUUGUCACCUUGGCAAGCAAAAAGUCAAUCAAUGCAAGUUAGAAACCUGAUGAAAUUUCCCAAAAUGAAGGCCUGACAAAAGUCUGCAUCUGGUUGCCAGGCCCACUUCAACGUGAAUUUUGAAAAUCCCGGCUGCUGACCACCGCCAGUCCACAUGACAUCCACGCGAGCCACAAGCUCGUUAAAGUAGCGAGGAUGCUAACACUUACGCCUCUUCCACGGGCCCCAUCCUGCCUCGCCGUCGCCAGCAUGGACCACGCCACCGCCAAUGCCAACAUGGCCGCCUUGAGCCUCAACGAGCACCAUCACGAGAAUGGCGUUGCAGCUCAUGCCGCCAAGAUGGAUAACGGAGCCGCGGAGAAGAAGUCUCAAACUCCGGUGAGCAAAAUGUCCAUCAGAGCUCAGCCAGAUGCCACCAGCGGCCAGAGCAGUCCCGGGACACCCAAGUCUCCCUCCAGUCAGGCGUUGGCCGGCAAGCCGGUGGGCGAUGCCCACAAGGUGAAGAAAGUAGCAGUGGUGCGGAGCUCCCCAAAGUCGCCCGGUUCCCUGAAGACCCCGACCACUCUGGCAGCCGCGCCGCCCAUGCCGGACCUGAAGACAGUCAAGUCAAAGAUCGGAUCCACCGGAAACAUCAAGCACCAGCCAGGCGGUGGCAAGGUGCAGAUCCUGGACCAGAAGGUGGACUACAGUAACGUCCAGUCCAAAUGUGGCUCCAAAGCCAACAUUAAACACGUGCCUGGAGGCGGUAAUGUUCAAAUCCUGGAGAAGAAGUUGGACCUGUCAGGUGUCCAAGCCCGCUGCGGCUCCAAAGAUAACCUCAAGCACACCCCGGGCGGCGGCAAGGUCCAAAUCGUCCACAAAAAAGUGGACCUGAGUAGCGUGUCAUCCAAGUGCGGCUCCAAAGCCAACAUCCACCACAAACCAGGUGGCGGCAAUGUGGAGAUAAAAAAUGAGAAGCUGGAUUUCAAAGUUCAAUCCAAGGUGGGCUCACUUGGAAACAUCAGUCACGUGCCAGGAGGUGGACAGAAAAAGAUCGAGAGCCACAAGCUGAACUUCCGUGAGAGCGCCAAGGCGCGUACGGACCACGGCGCCGAGAUCAUCUCCCUGGAGGACUCGCCCACCCGCCAGCUCAGCACCGUGUCGUCGUCCGGCAGCCUCAACAUGGCAGAUCCGCCCCAACUGUCCACACUGGCCGACCGGGUCAGCGCCUCGCUCGCCCGCCAGGGGCUGUGAGGGCCCUGCCGGCCGACCGGGUCAGCGCCUCGCUCGCUCGCCCGGCAGGGGCUGUGAGGGCCCUGCCAAACUCCAACCCCCCUCCUCUUCCUUGUCCCGCUGCGUCACCUUCCCCAUCCUCCUUCUCACCGGACUUUUCGUAGCCUCUGUCACGGUUGGAUCGUAAUUCGUAUUAGGGCCAUUUGACUUGGAGUGCCGCAUUCACCGCCAAUUGCUCUCAGCCGUUCGGGCCUUCCGAAAUUUUAAAGUACAAAACAGUCCUGUUGAUCAAUUGCCAUCUUGGAGCCAAUCAUUUUAGCACCCCCGCAUCUUAACCUCUUUCAUAGGGACGUUGGCUGCUGUCGUUGAAUCCAAGUUGUCUUCACUUUCCUCCUUUGUGCCCGUUUUGAGGCUUGCCGGCCUGCCAAUCUUCAGUUGUCACUAUCUUGUCCGAGUUUGAUGACAACGUUGCCGCCGUCCGUUGCUCUUGAGGCGGGGCGGCGAUGUUUAGAAACGUUGUUGGCCAAAUGAGGAACGUCAAGCGCUUUUGAGCAGUAUUGUCAGUUGAGUUGAGAGAAGUGAGCGACGCAAGUCGAUUUCCUGUGCCGCCAUUUUGUUGUCGAUGUUUGAUGCAUAUUUUCACCUUCGUGUGAUCGGAAAUCCUUGGGCAGGUGUCCGACCUCAUCUUCCGUAGAAUAUCUAUUUAUAGUUCCAGUUGAUUGACAGUAAUGGGUCUUUGUAAAGUAUAUAGCCAAUGGGGAGGGGGGGGGGGGGGGUCCUGCUGUGACAUCACUUCCUGCAUGAGUUGCCAAAAGGAAGUGAAGCCAAGCGCCAUUUGUUUUGGGUUUUUUCCACACGGAGCCGCCAGAUUCGAUGCUUGUGCGUUUGCAGGGUAAUGCCACUUUUGUCCACAGUGUGUCGUGUUUUCUUACCAGAGAUGAGUUGCAUGCUAACUAACUUCUUCUAACGUGUCACUUGACGACCGAGACGAAGACGAUGAUCUCCGUGAGCCGGUUUCCAUAGUAACCAACUCACAAGCUGUACAGUGGUGCAAAUGUGAUCGUUGUAUUUGCGCAUUUAAUGUUUGUGUUUAACAAUAAAGAUUACAGAGUCAC
Syngnathus typhle (broad-nosed pipefish) is the source of this 2529-nucleotide messenger RNA. RefSeq names its product microtubule-associated protein tau-like. The record is from RefSeq and is a predicted model, not a curated record. Gene Ontology annotation, molecular function: microtubule binding. NCBI's taxonomy places the organism in Eukaryota, Metazoa, Chordata, Actinopteri, Syngnathiformes, Syngnathidae. Bases 398 to 1435 code for a protein of 345 amino acids. Gene Ontology annotation, cellular component: neuron projection. Gene Ontology annotation, biological process: neuron projection development; microtubule cytoskeleton organization. The transcript has 10 exons.